CCUGGAGGAGGAGCUCACCAUCACUGACAGACACGUGUAAAAACAGUCUGUGGCGUGUUAGGUUGAGAAGCAAUAAUCUGGGGGUUCAGAGGUGUUCCAAGGUUGGUCUGUUUGUUCAGAUAGUCUGUCACGUGUCAGAGAUUGUCUUCAAACUCACUACACAGCCAAUGCUGGCCUUGAACUCCUGAUCCUCCUGCCUCCACCUCCUAAGGGCUGGGGUUACAGAGAGGUGCCCCAUCAGUGACUGAACCCAGGCCUUUGUCCUAGCUAGGGAAGCACUCUCAUCAGCUGGGCUAUAUCCCCUGUCCCAGCUCCUGAUUCUUGUGUCCCCAGACAGGGAACUAAGCCACAGCACACAGUUGUAGCAGGAACAGAGACCCGGAGACAUGUUAUUAAGGGAAAAACUGUUCCCAAGGGGGAGGGAGCAGGGCUGGAGAGAAGAGAUUUAGCUGCUCAAACAUUAAAGGUUCACAGAGGACCACGGCUUUUGUCACACAUUGGCCUUUCUGCCCCACUUCCUCAACCGUUCUAUCUGUCCACAGACAACAUCGUAUCUGGUGUGUCUCAUGAGCGCCUUAAAUUUCUGUUCAGAAGUGUGGGCUAUAGGUCCCAGACACUGCAACGGGAGGACCAAGAAGGGCCUUGCAGAGCAGGUGGUAUUUCAUAAGAGACCCAGAAGAGGUCCUCAACAUGCUGAGCGUCCGAUUCUUGGCUCACCGGCUGCUCUGCCUCCAGGGUCGGCACCCCUCGUACUCUACCGUAGCUCCUCUCCCAAACCCAAUCCCAAACCCAGAGAUUCGCUACAACCAGCUGUUCAUCAACAACGAAUGGCGUGAGGCAGUCAGCAAAAAGACCUUCCCCACAGUGAACCCCACCACAGGCGAGGUCAUCGGGCACGUGGCCGAAGGUGACCGGGCUGAUGUGGACCUGGCCGUGAAAGCAGCCCGGGAGGCCUUCCGCUUGGGGUCCCCGUGGCGCAGAAUGGAUGCCUCCGAGCGGGGCCGGCUGCUGAACCGUUUGGCUGAUCUCGUGGAACGGGAUCGGGUGUACUUGGCCUCUUUGGAGACCUUGGAUAAUGGGAAACCUUUCCAGGAGUCUUAUGUCUUGGACCUGGAUGAGGUCAUCAAGGUGUACCGUUACUUUGCUGGCUGGGCUGACAAGUGGCAUGGUAAAACCAUCCCUAUGGAUGGCGAGCAUUUCUGCUUCACCCGGCAUGAGCCAGUGGGUGUCUGCGGCCAGAUAAUCCCAUGGAAUUUCCCACUGGCCAUGCAAGGCUGGAAGCUGGCCCCGGCACUCGCUACAGGCAACACUGUGGUCAUGAAGGUGGCGGAGCAAACCCCGCUUUCUGCCCUGUACUUGGCCUCCCUCAUCAAGGAGGCGGGGUUUCCCCCGGGAGUGGUGAACAUCAUCACUGGCUAUGGCCCCACCGCAGGGGCAGCUUUAGCCCGGCAUAUGGAUGUGGAUAAAGUUGCCUUCACGGGCUCCACCGAGGUGGGCCACCUGAUCCAGAAAGCUGCUGGGGACUCCAACCUCAAGAGAGUCACCUUGGAGCUGGGUGGGAAGAGCCCCAGCAUCGUGCUGGCAGACGCCGAUAUGGCUCAUGCAGUAGACCAGUGUCACGAAGCCCUCUUCUUUAACAUGGGCCAGUGCUGCUGCGCGGGUUCCCGGACAUUUGUGGAAGAAUCCAUCUAUGAGGAGUUUCUCGAGAGGACUGUGGAGAAGGCCAAGCAGAGGAAAGUGGGGAACCCCUUUGAACUGGACACCCAACAGGGGCCUCAGGUGGACAAGGAGCAGUUUGAACGAAUCCUGGGCUACAUCUGGGCUGGUCAGAAGGAGGGGGCAAAACUUCUCUGCGGUGGGGAGCGUUUUGGGGAUCGUGGCUUCUUCAUCAAGCCCACAGUCUUUGGGGAUGUGCAGGACGACAUGAAGAUUGCCAGAGAGGAGAUCUUUGGGCCCGUGCAGCCUCUGUUCAAGUUCAAGAAGAUCGAGGAAGUGAUUCAGAGGGCCAACAACACCAGGUAUGGCCUGGCUGCGGCUGUGUUCACCAGAGACCUGGACAAGGCCUUAUACUUCACCCAGGCCCUGCAAGCUGGGACAGUGUGGGUGAACACCUACAAUAUCGUCACCUGCCACACGCCGUUUGGAGGCUUUAAGGAAUCCGGCAACGGGAGGGAGCUGGGGGAAGACGGGCUUAGAGCCUACACAGAGGUGAAGACAGUCACCAUCAAGGUUCCAGAGAAGAACUCCUGAGAUUGGCCACCUUCCUCGGAGGCCCAGCCAUGUCCUGCAGUUCCGCGACAUCCCGCCAGCGGGUGGAAACAUUUGACUUUGGCCCGAGUUCCAAAUGAAGAGUUACGAAGAGUGUCAGCAAAUAAAGUGGUGAAGUCAGAGCUGUUCUUUUUAAAGUACAGGUGGUGGCUGGGCUCAGAGUGCUCCCCACCUGGGCCCAGGUCCCAGCCUCCCUGAUGACCUUCCUAUUAUUGCCAGGACACCUUAGGAGUCGCUAAAGGUGUAUUUAAAGCCGUUGACUGUAGCCGUAUAGAGGAAUGGUGAAUUGAUCCAGGUGCGGCAUGGAUGAGCCUGAGCACAGAACGCAGAGAGAAAGAAGACAGCCUCGUGCUGAAAUGCCCAAACCUGUAUCCGUAGUAGAAAGCGGAGCAGUGGCCAGCAGGGACUGGGGGGAGGGGAAGAGGGGAAUGGCUGUUUGUGGAUACUGGGCUCCUCUUGAGGAGGUCUUGAAAAUGUUGUGGAAUUGGGCAGUGGACAUGGUUGUAUGACGUUGCAAUUGUACUGAUUUACUACCGAAUUACACUCUUAAUUAGGGUAUGGGAAUGAACUUCAUUUUAAAAUUAAAAUAAGCUCAAUGUUCUAUUUGCAAA
Messenger RNA from Alexandromys fortis (reed vole), 2879 nucleotides. RefSeq names its product aldehyde dehydrogenase 1 family member B1 (gene Aldh1b1). The transcript is spliced from 2 exons. The record is from RefSeq and is a predicted model, not a curated record. The coding region runs from base 691 to 2250 and encodes 519 amino acids. NCBI's taxonomy places the organism in Eukaryota, Metazoa, Chordata, Mammalia, Rodentia, Cricetidae. Gene Ontology annotation, molecular function: aldehyde dehydrogenase (NAD+) activity.